This is a messenger RNA of Zootoca vivipara (common lizard), 3600 nucleotides long. NCBI's taxonomy places the organism in Eukaryota, Metazoa, Chordata, Lepidosauria, Squamata, Lacertidae. The record is from RefSeq and is a predicted model, not a curated record.
ACAUAUUACCAUCCAAAGGUUAUUCCAUCAUGAAAUAAAAAUUAGUUUUUUAAUUAUGUAGUAUAAGGUUGUAUAUGUUUAAUUUUGGGGGUAAAUAAAUUCCAUUAAUCCAUUCACAAUGUCAUGCUCUUCCAGAGGUUUUUGUAAGAUUAUUGGGUAGUUUCUCUGCCUACAAGAUAUUAUCACAGGUGCUUGGUUUACUUUUGCAGUUCUCAAAACUGAAUUUGACUCAGCAGAGAUCACAUGCCUCUUCUUCACAGCAAAAAUGUUAUAACAUGAACAGAGUUGAGAAAAAGACCUUAAUCCUAUUGUUCUACAAACCUAUGAAUACAGAAGCAACCCCUUCAGUGCUAAGUUUCAAGAAGUUCAGUGAAUAGAAUAGAAACAAUAUUUUUCUGAUUGUUUGGAGUGGACAGUAUUUAAGUUUUUCAUGUGUAGGCUGGGCUGACAGUCUAAGUUUCUUAAAAUAUAUAUAUUUUGUUUUUGUUUAGCCAAAUUAGUUAACAAACAUGGAUGUUUGUUUAAGCAAAUAACAUUUGCUGAAAUGUUAUUGUUUCAGUUGAAUAAAUCUAUUUAAAUUGUUAUUAUUAAGGUAAUGAUUAUUUUUCUCCUUCCUAAGUACAACAGUAAAGUUGUCCAAAUAUGAAUGAUUAACCUAUUAAACUGGGGAUAAAAAAACUAAUAUGAAAAGUUGUUAUUCUAAAAAUCUUCAUCUACUUGCAUAUUAAAGUUAUACCAGCAAGAAUUAGUCUUUAUGAUUUAAAUCAACUAUGAUUUAAAUCAAGCCUUACUGACUAGUGAUUUAAAUCGUGAUUUAAAUCGUGAUUUAAAUCAGUUUGAUUUAAAUCAAAUCCACCCUGUCAAGGAGAAGGAAGUCUCUGAUCCCAAACUUCCUCUGCCUUGCGGGGUAUAUUUGGGAAGAGAAAGGGCUAAGGAGUAAACCCUACACAAAUCUGGAGUGGAGUUUCUAAGCAUAGCUGUCAACCCUCCCUUUUUUUGCGGGAAACUCCCUUAUUCCGUUUCCCGCUGCUAUCCUGGAUUGUUAGAUAUACCGUAGACUGUCCCCGGGACAGGUGAGGCUGCUGCUGAUCCCUUAUUUUCAAAUCCGAAAGUUGACAGCUAUGUUUCCAAGAUGGUUGGAUAACGCCUUGGAUGCCUCCUUCCGACAACUCCUGCAGCCCAGCUGGUGCCAGAUGUAUUGCUCUGCUUUCCUUUGGACCACAUCAGUGAAGCCAAGGGGUCUCUGUGUGUCAUCAUCUGCACAGCCCAGGACCCCCCUACACACCGCCCAGGUUUGCUCCCCAGGGAGGUCACUUCAGCACUGCUCACACAGCAGUUUGACUUCACCCCCGGAGGCGCACUCCAUUGUCUCUAGAGACAGACGGGUGCCAACAACAGUCCAAUCAGGAGACCCCGGCAAAAUGGAGUCACUAUUGCUACUACUAGGCCCGUUGCCGGUGGUUACCAGGCUGGUGUCAUAAUUCUUCAGGGCCUCAAUGGGCACCUCCAGCUGUGCUGGAAAAAAAACCAAUCAGGCCAGUGACAUGUCUGAAAUUUUUUUGAGGAUCUGUGACAGGGGCCCUUGCCAUAAGGCCACCCAGAAGCCAAAGACCCUGAUGGCCCGAGAAGGGGGCACCUCCGAAGCCAUGACCUCAGCCCCACUCCAGCCCCUGCUCCCUGAGAACAGCGUGCUUCUGCCACGACCUCCAUCCCAAAAUGCAGCAAAAGCGGAACCUGAGAGAAUGACUAAAGGCCCGAAGGGACCUUCGGCGCUGAGUCAGAAAGAAUGCCCACUGAAUAAGGAAACUGCUCCCCACUCUCGGAGGGGUCUGAACCUAGUAUGGAAGAGAGUGUGCUGUGGGGAUGAAUCAGAGAGGGGCCGAGUGAGACGUCCGGAAAAUAAUGCGACGGGGAAAGCCAACCGUCCCUGGGGGACCAUCCCCAAAGGCUUUGGGGGUUGUGUCCCCCAACCUCCUUGUUCUUACGAUAAGCAACUGGCAAGAAUGUCUAAAAGCCUGGUGGCGAAGCCAGGGGGCCUACUCCACGCACCCCAUGUGCAAGCCAAAGGAGACCAAGCGGGGGUGCCCACCAGGGCCCCCCCUGGCACAUUCAGGGCAGGAGUUGUAGGGUUGAGAAGAAGCAAAAAGCCGCCUCGCCAGACCUCCUUCUUCAAAGGGACUGCCUUAGCUGCUGCACAUGGAAACAUGGAUGUCAAAAGGAAGAGCAACCAUAGAUUGGCCAGGCCGCCAUCUCCCAAUCUGGAUGACCUGGAGCUUGGGGACUUGAUUGAAAUUUUCCGCUUUGGAUACCAGCACUGGGCCAUCUACGUGGGGAACGGCUUUGUGAUUCACCUGGCUCCACCAUCUGAAUAUGCAGGAGCAGGCUGUGCUAGCAUCAUGUCCACCCUAACUGACAAGGCGCUGGUGAAGAAGGAGCUGCUACAGGAGGUGGCAGGGAAGCACCGCUACCGGGUGAAUAACAAGCACGACACAAAGUUCCCGCCACUGCCCAAGACCAAGAUCAUCCAGCGGGCUGAGGAGAUGGUGGGCCAAAUGCUGCAGUACAAAGUCACCAGCGAAAACUGCGAACACUUCGUCACCGAGCUGCGCUAUGGUGUGCCCAGGAGUGAUCAGGUCCGAGAUGCCUUGGUGGGAGUUAGCAUCGCAGGGCUGGGUUUGGCAGCCCUGGGACUCUUUGGAGCUGCCGUGGUCAAGAGGAAGAAACAACAGAACCAAUAACAGAACCAAUAACAGAGACUCUGAGAUUUCCGUGCUCCCUUGGUUUUUUCUUUUUCAGGUUUUGUGUUCUUUGAACAAUUACCUCUUUGGGGAAACAAACAAAAAAGCAAGCAAAAUAGUUGCUCCCAUUUUGGGCCACAGCCUUGAACGCCCUCUCCUUGUUGAGAGUGGCUUCCAUCUCUCUGAGUCCCAAGUCUAAAGCAAUUCUUCACAGCCUCCCUGGAGUGGAAAAUUGGAAUGCUGCAUGCUGCCUUUAGACUAUUGGUCCAUCUAGCUCAGCACUACCCAUGCAGAUGGGCUGCACCUCUCCAGGGUUUCGGACUGGAGAAUAGGGAUGUAGGAGGGCAUCCCUUCCUGUAUUCGUCAACUGCAGCGCUGUCUCUGUUCUACCGCAGUUUGCCCUCUGCCCCAAACAAACGUCAUUCAUGCCGCCUGCUGUGGCAAAAUUACAUAAUUUGCAUCAUUUACGUAAUUAAUUGUGUAAGUUACGUUGUCAUUGCAUUAUUCCAUUCCAUUCAUUUCAGUGCAAAGGAAACACAAUCCAAAAGGAGGGGAACAGUGUGAUCCAUUGGGUAUUGAUUGCAGACUGAAUGCAACAGCAAAUGCCAAUCAUACUGAUUUCUGUUCUGGGCACGGGACGAAUAAGCAAACACUGGCAAUUUCUGCUCCCGCCUUCCGUUUUUGUUGGAAUUUCCUGACAUCCCUACUGGAUACAUUUCCAGGCCUACCUGGAGAUGCCUGGGAUUGAACCUGAGACUUCCUACAUGCCAAGCAGUUGCUCUACCACUGAGCUUUGACGGCCCUUCCCCAAAAGAUGGGUGGGGACUCUUCCUCCUUUGGGGCAUGAGCCUCCACAGGCUGU